This is a messenger RNA of Ceratotherium simum simum (southern white rhinoceros), 2987 nucleotides long. The record is from RefSeq and is a predicted model, not a curated record. Lineage: Eukaryota; Metazoa; Chordata; Mammalia; Perissodactyla; Rhinocerotidae.
AAUGGUUGGGGGGCAUCUUCUGAGGGGCAUGAACUCCCAGGAGCCCACGUGCUGCACCGGCUGGAGGCAGCAGGGGGACGAGUGUGGGAUCGCGGUGUGCGAAGGCAACUCCACGUGCUCGGAGAACGAGGUGUGCGUGCGGCCGGGCGAGUGCCGCUGCCGCCAUGGCUACUUCGGUGCCAACUGCGACACCAAGUGCCCGCGCCAGUUCUGGGGCCCCGACUGCAAGGAGCUGUGUAUCUGCCACCCACACGGGCAGUGUGAGGAUGUGACGGGCCAGUGUACGUGUCACGCGCGGCGCUGGGGCGCACGCUGCGAGCAUGCGUGCCAGUGCCAGCACGGCGUGUGCCACCCGCGGAGCGGCGCGUGUCGCUGCGAACCUGGCUGGUGGGGCGCGCAGUGCGCCAGCGCGUGCUACUGCAGCGCCACGUCGCGCUGUGACCCACAGACGGGCGCAUGCCUGUGCCACGCAGGCUGGUGGGGCCGCAGCUGCAAUAAUCAGUGCGCCUGCAACACGUCGCCGUGUGAGCAACAGAGCGGCCGCUGUCAGUGCCGUGAGCGCACGUUCGGCGCGCGCUGCGAGCGCUACUGUCAGUGCUUCCGCGGCCGCUGCCACCCUGUGGACGGCACGUGCGCCUGCGAGCCGGGCUACCGCGGCAAGUACUGCCGGGAGCCGUGCCCUGCCGGCUUCUACGGCCUGGGCUGCCGCCGCAGAUGCGGCCAGUGCAAGGGCCAGCAGCCCUGCACGGUGGCCGAGGGCCGCUGCCUGACGUGCGAGCCAGGCUGGAACGGCACCAAGUGCGACCAGCCGUGCGCCACCGGCUUCUACGGCGAGGGCUGCGGUCACCGCUGCCCGCCAUGCCGCGACGGGCAUGCCUGUAACCACGUCACCGGCAAGUGCACGCGCUGCAACGCGGGCUGGAUUGGCGACCGGUGCGAGACCAAGUGCAGCAAUGGCACUUACGGCGAGGACUGCGCAUUCGUGUGCGCCGACUGCGGUAGCGGCCACUGCGACUUCCAGUCGGGGCGUUGCCUGUGCAGCCCCGGCGUCCACGGACCCCACUGUAACCUGACGUGCCCGCCCGGGCUCCAUGGCGUGGACUGUGCCCAGGCCUGCAGCUGCCACGAGGACUCGUGCGACCCUGUCACUGGUGCCUGCCGCCUGGAGACCAACCAGCGCAAGGGCGUGAUGGGCGCGGGCGCGCUGCUUGCCCUGCUCCUCGGCCUGCUGCUCUCGCUGCUCGGCUGCUGCUGCGCUUGCCGCGGCAAGGACCCCGCGCGCCGGAAGCUCAAGUUUGGGAGGAAGAAGGCGCCCCAGCGACUGUGCGGGCGCUUCAGCCGCAUCAGCAUGAAGCUGCCCCGGAUCCCGCUCCGCAGGCAGAAGCUGCCCAAGGUCGUAGUCGCCCAUCACGACCUGGAUAACACACUCAACUGCAGCUUCCUGGAGCCACCCUCGGGGCUGGAGCAGCCCUCGCCAUCAUGGUCCUCCCGGGCCUCGUUCUCCUCCUUUGACACCACUGAUGAAGGCCCCGUGUACUGUGUACCCCAUGAGGAGGCGGCAACCGAGAGACGGGACUCGGAGGCCCCUGCCUCCCCUGCUGAGGCACUGGCGCCCUCGCCCGCGCCGGCGUCGGCGUCGGCUGAGGAGCUGACGCCCCUCCCUGCGUCCUCCGACAGCGAGCGGUCGGCGUCGAGCGUGGAGGGGCCUGGCGGGGCGCUGUAUGCGCGCGUGGCCCGGCCGGCCCGGGCCCGGGGCGAGGCUGGAGGCCUGUCGCUUUCGCCAUCGCCUGAGCGCAGGAAGCCGCCACCACCCGACCCCGCCACCAAGCCCAAGGUGUCUUGGAUCCACGGAAAGCACGGCGCCGCCGCCGCUGCCCGUGCGCCCUCGCCGCCACCUCCAGGUCUCGAGGCCGCGCCCAGCCCCAGCAAGAGGAAACGGACGCCCAGCGACACGUCGGCGCGGCCGGAGGAGCCCGGCAGCCCCCGGGCCCGAGACCUAAUGCCACGGCCCCCGGGGCUUGCCGAGGGGCCCGAGAAGGCGGCGGCCGGCGCGCCCGUGCCGGACACCCCCCGGAAGAAGACCCCCAUCCAGAAGCCCCCGCGCAAGAAGAGCCGGGAAGCGGCGGGCGAGCUGGGCAGGGCGGGCGCGCCCACCCUGUAGCAGGCGGCGACCCCGCGGUGCCCGCAGCUUCCCCCGGCUUAGCAGCGCUGCUUGCCACCCCGCGUCCCGCGCCCGCCCGGCGUCUCCCGCGGCGGCCUCCCGGGGCCCGAGGCCAGGAGCGGCCUGGCGGAGGCUGCGUCUCCGUGGCUCAGGCUCCAGCGGCGGCUCCUUGAUUGGAGCUCGGCGCUUCGGCGGGAAGGCGCCAUCCCCUUGGUCGAGGCCUGACAGGCGCUUAGCUGGCGACUCCCUUCCCACUGACCGAGUUACGGAGGGCUCCGACCAGCCCAGCUCUCAAAGGCCGAGGACGGGAGGGUUCUGCCACGUGACCAUCUCUUACCCGCCAAGAGUGCACUUGGCUGGGGCUGCCUUCUCAUUGGCUGAGACCAGAGGCACUUCUGCCCCGGCUGCCUCUCAUUGGCCAGGGCCUGGCGCCUCUGGCUGGAGGCUCUUUUCCUUGGUAGCCCGAGGCUACUUCUACUGGCCUCACUCCGGGGCAUCCGGUUGACCGGAGCCUGGGGAGGAGGGCUGGUCUCUGCUCCUCAGGGGGCUCAGCGCUCCCGGGUUCCGCCCAUCCGCUCCCUUCCCCUCCCUGCGCCCCCAGCCCCAGCCUCCCUGCGCCCUGGCCCCUCAGCUGUCGAGCUGGUUUUGAUGGCCUCCCACCGCCUCACACGCCGUGAGAAUCCAAGGGGCGACUCCAGUGGCCUGAGGAGACAUAUUUAUAGCCCCCGGCAGGGCUGCUCCCACCCCAUCCGGGUGCCCCAGGGUCGGCUCCUCCCGGCAGGGGCUUGGCCAAAGCUUUCUUAAUAAAGUGCCUUCUUUCGUCCUG